CUGCUGGCAUGCUGCUGCUGCCUCUGCAACUCCCUAGGGAUCCCCAAACUAUCUUCUUAUGCCAAGACAGAGGACAAGCUGUUCAAGCAUCUGUUUAGCAACUACCAGAAGUGGGUGAGGCCAGUGGAGUACCUCAAUGGGACAGUUCAGGUCAAAUUUGGAUUAGCAAUUUCCCAGCUGGUGGAUGUGGAUGAGAAGAACCAGCUGAUGACUACAAAUGUAUGGAUGAAACAGGAAUGGGUGGACAUGAAGCUGCGUUGGAACCCAGAUGAUUACCAGGGUAUCACCUCUAUCCGAGUCCCUUCGGACUCCAUCUGGACCCCUGACAUUGUUCUGUAUGAUAAUGCAGAUGGUCGUUUUGAGGGCACUGUCACUAAGGCGGUGGUCAAGUAUGAUGGCACUAUCUCCUGGACUCCACCGGCUAACUACAAGUCGGCCUGCACAAUUGAUGUUACAUUCUUCCCUUUUGACCUCCAGAACUGCUCAAUGAAGUUUGGCUCUUGGACCUAUGAUGGCUCCCAGGUGGACAUCCUUCUGGAAGACUACCAUGUUGACAAGCGGGAUUACUUUGACAACGGUGAGUGGGAGAUUGUGACCGCCACAGGUAAUCGUGGCUUCAGGACGGACGGCUCCUGCUCCUAUCCCUCCAUAACCUAUUCGUUCAUCAUCCGGAGACUGCCGCUCUUCUACACCCUGUUCCUCAUCAUUCCCUGUAUCGGCCUCUCCUUCCUAACCGUGCUGGUCUUCUACCUGCCCUCCAACGGCGGCGAGAAGAUCUCCCUUUGCACCUCUGUCCUGGUCUCCCUCACCGUCUUCCUCCUGGUGAUUGAAGAGAUCAUCCCGUCCUCCUCCAAGGUUAUCCCGCUGAUCGGGGAGUACCUGGUGUUCACCAUGAUUUUCGUCACCCUCUCUAUCGUCAUCACGGUCUUCGCCAUCAACAUCCACCACCGCUCCUCGGCCACGCACCAUGGCAUGGCGCCCUGGGUGCGUCGCGUCUUCCUACACCGGCUGCCCAAGCUGCUCUGUAUGCGCAGCCACGUCGACCGCUACGCCGUGCCCCGGGGGCUGAGCGGAGGACAAGGUGGAAAGGGAAACGGGAACAUGGGGGGCUCGGCGUUUGAGACCACUCCUCUCCUCUCUCCCAGGAACAACCUGCAGGCGGCUCUCGACUCUAUCCGCUAUAUCACCCAUCACGUUGUGAAGGAGAACGAGGUCCGAGAGGUUGUACAAGACUGGAAGUUUGUGGCACAGGUGCUGGACCGUGUUUUUCUUUGGACCUUCCUUCUGGUCUCAGUGCUUGGAUCUGCUCUGCUUUUCAUUCCUGUAAUCUACAAAUGGGCCAACAUCAUUGUCCCCAACUAUGCUGGGAGUGGCAACUAAGUUAUGUGACAAUGCACUGUGAAAUGCAUAAUGGAACUUUGAAAGUCAUUGCAUUUAUUUCAUAGAAACUGUCCCAAAAGACUCAUCAGCAACGCUGCACAAUAUACACCAGACAACGGCACACUCGCCCACAAAUGAUGGGGCAUGCUUUACCCCUCACUGGAA
Molecule: messenger RNA, 1545 nt
Organism: Megalops cyprinoides (Indo-Pacific tarpon)
Lineage: Eukaryota; Metazoa; Chordata; Actinopteri; Elopiformes; Megalopidae
Gene: chrna5
Product: cholinergic receptor, nicotinic, alpha 5
Exons: 7
Coding region: 208-1380 (390 amino acids)
Biological process (GO): nervous system process; signal transduction; chemical synaptic transmission
Cellular component (GO): postsynaptic membrane; neuron projection; synapse
Molecular function (GO): acetylcholine-gated monoatomic cation-selective channel activity; transmembrane signaling receptor activity
Source: RefSeq, a predicted model, not a curated record